This is a messenger RNA of Pyricularia pennisetigena, 768 nucleotides long. RefSeq lists its product as uncharacterized. Lineage: Eukaryota; Fungi; Ascomycota; Sordariomycetes; Magnaporthales; Pyriculariaceae. Bases 1 to 768 code for a protein of 255 amino acids. The transcript has 3 exons. The record is from RefSeq and is a predicted model, not a curated record.
AUGAGGAACAAUACAUUAGAGCUAUACUCGGAACAUAUUGCCAGUGGCUGGGCGCGAUUACUUUUCUGGCAAACUUUCCCUCGCGAGCUUAUGGACAUGGACUGUAAUAUGCAAGCUCCCUGUCCCCAAGGUAGCAACGAGGCCUGUUCAGGUUUAACCGAUAUAAAGCAACGGCUUCAUCAGGACGGAUUUUUACAUUGGAACGACAAAUUUGCCGCCAGCAGUUUAAAGGUUUUGCAAGGAUUGCCCAACUUCCCCAUGGGACUCACAAUCCUGCGUUCGAUUUUGGCAAGCGCACAGCUACGAGACUUUUUACGAACGUGGUUUGCGCCACACGAAGGGCCGUACAUAAUAGGACAUUGCUAUUAUUAUACCGAUUCUGGAACAAAGGGACUUCCUCUUUCUCUCCGGCACAACCCUCGUCAAAGCGACCGUUGCUUGGGUUUACAUAUAUUAACUGCUGACACAACCGUUCGGUACUACGUCAAGUCUCAAGGAGAGAACGAGGCCCAGGCAGGUGUAUAUUGGUUCCACAGCAGCCCAGCAUCACUUGAAAAUUGUACAAAUGAAACACGGUCAAAUGGGUUUACAUUGUUCGACCCCAAGAUUAGACAUGAUGUGGAUAAUGGUAUAGCCCUCACCAUCGUCAUUGGGCUUCCUGAGAUGCUUGGGGGUUUGCGGAAGUUGAAAGUGGAAUGUCCACGUGCGAGGGAAAUUUUGGUGGCGAUGGAAAAUGAGAUCGGGAUUGGCUGGAAUUUGGAAACCUAG